Messenger RNA from Caenorhabditis angaria, 3309 nucleotides. NCBI's taxonomy places the organism in Eukaryota, Metazoa, Nematoda, Chromadorea, Rhabditida, Rhabditidae. The record is from the annotation of a GenBank genome assembly.
AUGUCAGACGGUGCUGAAUCUCAACAACCAAUUUCUGCGCCUGUUGUUCAACCAGACGAGCAAAACUUGGUCGUCUCAUUCUUGCAAUUUAUUCGUCAAAAAGUGGCGCAUAAUGAGUGUAAUACGGAUCAGGUUGAGACUUUGGAAGUCGCAAUUCAAUGUUUGGAACAUGCUUUCGGUUUGACUGACGCCAAUUACGCUUUUCAACCAUCGAAAACACUUUUGGAGAUCUUCAAGGCUGCUGAAGGGCCACUUUCAGCUGAAACUUCGCAAUUGGCUCCAACUGACGCUGAUAUUGCUCAGGCUAACAAAUUGAAAGAGGAGGUGCGGGAAAAUUCUGAUGAAAACCUGAAUUUUGAUCGAGCGACGCAAGUCGCGAGUGUAAACCGGAAGCUUCCGCUUUAGCGGCCACGUGGUUUACUAUGAUAUGGCAAACGUCAUAUAAAUCGCGUGGCCGCUGCGCGGAAGCUUGCGAUCUACACUCGCUCCGCUCGAAAACCCCUUCCAAGUCCUAUUCUGAAAUAUCUGAUAAAAAUCUGAAAACUGGAAUUUUCAGCACAAAUUAUAGGGCAGUUCAGUAACACUAGUUUCUGAAUCGUCUCGUGCUGAAAAUUCCAGCAUUUUUCAGAUUUUUAUUGGAAUUUCAGCGGAGAUGCGGAAGCUAUGCCCAAAUUUUGAUCGAGCGACGCAAGUCGCGAGUGUACACCGGAAGCUUCCGCGUCAGCGGCACUAUCUUCCGCUUUAGCGGCCACGUGGUUUACUAUGAUAUGGCAAACGUCAUAUUAAUUCGCGUGGCCGCUGCGCGGAAGCUUGCGGUCUACUCUCGCUCCGCUCGGAAAAUAAAUACCACUUCCAAGUUCUAUUCUGAAAUAUCUGAUAAAAAUCUGAGAACUGGAAUUUUCAGCACAAAUUAUGGGACGAUUUAGUAACUAUAAACUAGUUUCUGAAUCGUCCCAUAAUUUGUGCUGAAAAUUCCAGCAUUUUUCAAAUUGUUAUUGGAAAUUCAGCGGAGAUGCGGAAGCUAUGCCCAAAUUUUCUGGAAUUUCCCACCAAAAACUUGGAAUUUUCAGGGAAACGAUUUAAUGAAAGCCUCUCAAUUCGACGCCGCUGUCAGCAAAUACAACGCAGCCAUCAAAUUGAACCGUGAUCCAGUGUAUUUCUGUAAUCGAGCUGCCGCUUAUUGCCGUCUUGAACAAUACGAUUUAGCCAUUCAAGAUUGUAGAACAGCAUUGGCUUUAGAUUCGAAUUAUAGUAAAGCAUGGGGACGUAUGGGUUUGGCAUUUUCGUGUCAAAAUCGGUAUGAACAAGCGGCGGAAGCUUAUAAGAAGGCUUUGGAAUUGGAUCCAAAUCAAGAAAGUUAUAAAAAUAAUUUGAAAAUUGCGGAGGAUAAGGUUAAGGAAUUGGAAACUGCUAGAGGAGCGGGAGGACCAGGAGGACCUGGGGCUGGAUUUGUAAGUUUUUGAGCUUGUGACAUCUGAAAUAUCUAAUAAAAAUCUGAAAAAUUCUGGAAUUUUCAGCAGAAGUCGUAUUUAUAAAAGUGGUAUACCAAAAAUUGUUCUUCAAUAGUUUUUGAUAUACCACUUUUAUGAAUACGGCUCCUGCUGAAAAUUCCAGCAUUUUUCAGAUAUUUCGAGCGUAGCGAGUGUAUACCGGAAGCUUCCGCUUUAGCGGCCACGUGGUUUACUAUGAUAUGGCAAACGUCAUAUUAAUCCGCGUGGCCGCUGCGCGGAAGCUUGCGGUCUACACUCGCUCCGCUCGAAAAACCCCUUCCAAGUCCUAUUCUGAAAUAUCUGAUAAAAAUCUGAAAACUGAAAUUUUCAGCACAACGAUUCAUUAACUAUAAACUAGUUUCUGAAUCGUCUCGUGCUGAAAAUUCCAGCAUUUUUCAGAUUUUUAUUGGAAUUUCAGCGGUGAUGCGGAAGCUAUGCCCAAAUUUUCAAUUUUCCCCCCAAAAACUUGAAUUUUCUACAGAACCCAUUGGCUGGUUUGUUUGGCGGAGCUCCAGGAGCCGGUGGACCACCAGGAGGAAUGCCAAAUUUGGGACAAUUGUUCGCCGAUCCAAAUAUGAUGAAUAUGGCACAACAAAUGAUGUCGGAUCCAGGAAUCAGUGAAAUGAUGAAUGGUUUGAUGUCUGGCGGUGGCGGAAUUGCUGAUUUGAUGCAAGCCGGACAACGGGUAAGCGAUUUGUCUCGAGCGCGUUAAGCGCGAGUGUAGACCGGAAAAUUCCGCGAAGCGGCCACGUGGUUUAAUAUGAUAUGGCAAACGUCAUAGUAAUCCGCAUGGCCGCUCACGCGGAAUUUUCCGGUCUACAAUCGCUCUGUUCGAAUUUCCAAGUCAAAUUCUGAAAUAUCUGAUAAAAAUCUGAAAAACUGGAGAAAUUUCAGCACUUUUCAGAUUUUUAUUGGAAUUUCAGCGGAGAUGCGGAAGCUAUGCCCAAAAUUCGAGCGAAGCGAGUGUAAACCGCUAGAUUCCGCGUCAGCGGCACUAUCUUCCGCUUCGCGGAAUUUUCCGGUCUACACUCGCUCUGCUCAAAAAACACUUCCAAGUCCUAUUCUGAAAUAUCUAAUAAAAAUCUGAAAACUGGAAUUUUCAGCACAAAUUAUGGGACGAUUUAGUAACUAUAAAUUAGUUUCUGAAUCGUCCCAUAGCUUGUUCUGAAAUUCCAGCAUUUCUCAGAUUUUUAUUUGAAUUUCAGCGGAGACGCGGAAGCUAUGCCCAAAUUUUGAAUUUUUUCGAGCGCCCUGCGCGAGUGUAAACCGGAAGCUUUCGCGAAGCGGCACUAUUUUCCGCUUCAGCGGCCACGUGGUUUACUAUGAUAUGGUAAGCCACGUCAUAGCAAUCCGUGUGGCCGCUAAAGCGGAAGAUAGUGCCGCUUACGCGGAAGUUUGCGGUCUACACUCGCUCUGCUCGAAAAGCCUUUCCAAGUCCUAUUCUGAAAUAUCGAAUAAAAAUCUGAAAACUGGAAUUUUCAGCACAAAUUAUGGGACGAUUCAGUAACUAUAAACUAGUUCCCAUAGUUUGUGCUGAAAUUUCCAGUAUUUUCAGAUUUUUAUUGGAAUUUCAGCGGAGAUGCGGAAGCUAUGCCCAAAUUUUGAAUUUUUUCGAGCGCCUUAGGCGCGAGUGUAAACCGCAAGAUUCCGCGAAGCGGCACUAUCUUCCGCGCCUAAAUCUAACCAUAAAAGUUAGCCUAACUCUUUGCAGAUGGCUCAACACAUGCAACAAUCGAAUCCAGAAAUGAUUGAACAAUUGAGAAGACAAUUCGGAGGUGAUGGAAAUAAUCCAGAUCAACCACCACAACCACCACAAUAA